Messenger RNA from Scylla paramamosain (green mud crab), 3544 nucleotides. It is a transcript of the gene Vps39, whose product is annotated as vam6/Vps39-like protein. The record is from RefSeq and is a predicted model, not a curated record. Gene Ontology annotation, biological process: vesicle-mediated transport; endosomal vesicle fusion; autophagy. Gene Ontology annotation, cellular component: membrane; cytoplasm. NCBI's taxonomy places the organism in Eukaryota, Metazoa, Arthropoda, Malacostraca, Decapoda, Portunidae. The coding region runs from base 125 to 2770 and encodes 881 amino acids. The transcript is spliced from 20 exons.
CACGUGACGCUGAUCAGCUGUGGUUGUAAACAAAGCCCUCCGAGGGAGUGGUGGAGCGCUUUGGUUUAUGUUUUGUUUUGUUUUUCUUUAGAUUAUGAGUUAAGCACCAAGGGGAGGAGGAAGUAUGCAUGAUGCGUAUGAGGCCAUUCCCAUCUUGGAAAAACUUCCUCUUCAAAUUGAGUCCAUCACAGCCUAUGAUGAGAACCUGGUGGUGGGAACGAAGCAGGGACACUUGCUUAUGUACUCCGUGACACCAGGCACAACCCGACGCUGGGAUGUCGCUCUCCUCUGCUCAAACAAGAAUUUUUCCCGCAAGCCAAUCGUGCAGGUGGCUGUGGUGCCGGAGCAUCAAAUCAUUGUCUCUCUAUCAGACAACGUGAUCAGCGUUCAUGACCUGACAGUCUUCAACCUUCCUCUGCUGUGCACAGUGACGCAGACCAAGGGUGCCACCGCCUUUGACCUUGACCUCAAGCAUCAUGUGACGCUGACUGGAGAUGCGGUGGUGAUGGUGCGCCUUGUGGUGGCCGUCAAGCGCAAACUUCAGCUGUAUUACUGGAAGUCUCGGAAGUUCCACCAGCUGCGUGAUGACCUGUCCCUGCCUGACGUCCCGAGAGCACUCACCUGGUGCAAGGAAGCCAUUGCUGUGGCCUUCAAACAUGACUACUGGCUUGUCAUGCUAACUGGGGAGCAGAAGGAACUAUUUGCUACGGGUAGAAGCCAGGAGCCGCUGAUAACACAGAUGGAGGGGGGGGAGCAGCUGGCCCUUGCUCAUGACAAGGAGACCAUCUUUGUGGAUGCAAAGGGCAAUGCCACCUGCAGCUAUACUCUCAAGUGGGAAGAGCAACCACUGGCCCUUGCCUAUCACAAGCCUUAUCUAGUGGCUAUUUUGCCCAAGAAUAUUGAGAUCAAGAUUGCCAAUCCUCAGGCCACUGUUCAGCUUGUCAGUCUUGAGAAGCCAAAACUUGUGUGUGUCGGCACUUCAACUAAGACCAAGAGCCAAGUGUACAUCGCCUCCACCUCCCACGUGUGGUGCCUUCAUGCCAUCCCAGUCAACCAGCAGAUCCCACAGCUCCUGGCAGACAAACAGUUUGACUUAGCCCUCAGACUUGUGGACGUGUGGGAAGAAGCCCAGGACGCCAAGACUCAGAUGCAGAAACACAUCCAGCACCUGCAAGCAAUACAUCUGUUCUGCAGCAAGGAAUACUCUCAGGCCAUGAAGAUAUUCCUCACUCUCAAUACAGAUUUGCCCUUUGUGAUUGGCAUGUACCCGGAUAUGGUGCCUGAGGAAUACCAGAGUCGCCUGCAGUACCCAUACCCAAUCCCAGCUCUUAGUGGGGCAGAGCUGGAGAAAGCCUUGCAAGCACUUGUACAUUUCCUUCUAGAGAUACGACACAAGCUUUCAGGCAAUGAGAGUGAGGCAGGGACAGGAGGAGGAGGAGCAAAGGCUGAGGCGGACAACAAGUAUUCCACAGCAGCAUCUGGUGUCAAGUCCCGUAAUGAGAAGCUUCAGAUCAUUGACACAACAUUACUGAAGUGUUACUUGCAGACCAAUGACAGCCUGGUGCAGCCUCUCUUGCGAAUGCGAGACAGCUACGUCAGUGUGAUGGAGGGGGAAAGAGUGCUUCGACAUGCCCACAAGUAUCCUGAGUUAGUGCUGCUGCUUCAGACUCGUGGCCAACACCAGCGGGCCCUUCAGCUCCUCCUGCGCCACGCCAAGAAGCCUGAGUCUCCCUUGUUUGGCCACCAUCACACUGUGUCUUACCUCCAGCAGUUAGGUCCUCAGCAUGUAGACUUAAUCUUUGAGUAUGGUGGAUGGGUAUUAAAGUCUCACCCUGACGAUGGUUUGAAAAUCUUCAUCGGUGACAAAACGACAUCUGGAGAAGUGGAGCAGCUACCUCGCCCUAAAGUCCUGAACUUCCUGAAGAAAACAGAGAAAUCCCUGGUUGUUCCUUAUUUAGAGCAUGUGAUAGAGGAGUGGAGAGACUGCACUCCUCUGCUUCACAAUGAACUCAUCCACCAGUACAGGGAAGUGGUCACUGCCUCAGUCCCUGUGUGUGACCCUACCACCCUGGAAGAGGAAAAGAACAAGAGAAAGAUGAUACGUGAAAAGCUACUGAAUUUCCUGAAUCAUUCUGAACAUUAUACUGCUGCCACUCUCUUGGUUCACUUCCCAUAUGAUAGCCUCCAUGAAGAGCGAGCAGUACUUUUGGGGUGCCUGGGGCAACACCACCAGGCUCUCGCCAUCUACAUCCACACUCUUGGUGACACUGAUGCUGCCCUCAACUACUGCAAGAAGCACUACUCAUCAUCUGGUUCAGGAAGUGAGGUGUAUUUAACCUUGCUGAAGCUCCUGGUGACUCCAGCUGAUACCCGAAGCUCGUCAGGGUCUCCUUUGAAGCAGCAUCCCAAGAAGCCUCCAGAUGUGAAGACUGUGCUAGACCUCUUGCAGAAUUACUUACAGUUCAUCGAUCUGGGCCAGGCCUUAAAGGUUCUUCCUGAUGAUGUAAGACUAAAUCUGCUGAAGCCUUUCAUUCAAGCCUCCUUCAGCCUCGCUACCACUGCCUGCAGAGAGCAACAGAUCACCCGUGGUCUCACACAGUCCCUCAAACUGCAGACAAAUGAAGAGCUUGCUUCCUGCCAGAGAGAGAAGAUUGUUUUAUUAGAGUCUACAUACUGUGCUGUGUGCAGCAAGAGGUUCACUAAACAAAGUGCUUUUGCUUGGUGUCCCAAUGGUGAUGUUGUGCACUUCUCCUGCCAGAACCAAAGGUAACACACGGCACAGCAGAAACACACAGCUCCUCGAACACAUCACGGUCUCCAAUACCUGCCUCACCACCACCCUCCACACCUUGGCUGCCCGGCGACCCUCCGCCCACACCAGCUGCUCCAGACAGUGCCAGGGCCUGAGUUGUGAGCCGCUGCAGGGGACCACUGUUGCCAAAAAUAAGAAAAAAAAAAAAAGGUGCUUCUGUUAUUAACUGCACUUGACGAAGAACACUAACUCCAGAUGCUGAAAGUGUAUUGUAACCAAGACUAGUAGUACUUGAAUCUCUUUUAUACAGAAGCUACUGUAUAAAGUGAUGAAAAAUUAAAUGUUAAGUAAGGAAAGGUGUUCUGUUACUCAUAUUUUUAUCUAAACUGUACGACUGUUGGAUAUAUGUGUGAGGGAAGGUAUUAGUUUAUUUAUUCAUUUAUUUAUUUAUUUGAUUUUUUUUUCCAUGCUUCUGUCCUUUUAAUGAGACUCCUUAAGUUAAUGGGGAGUGGAGAUGUGGACUGACCUCAGAUUGUCAUCCUGGUCCUUGAAUUCAUCAUCAGCAUAGCGGAAAUCUCCAAUGACGUCCAUAUCCAUCUCCUUGAAGCCCUGUUGAUGAUAUUGAUGUAUUCUCUCCAGUUAACUUCUCAAGAGACAAACAAUUAUUUCAUAUACAGAUAUAAGCACCACAUGUUUGAUUUUAGAUGUAACUACUGAUAUAUAACUCUGUGACAGAAAGCUAAUUGUACUUCUCUCCCUUGAUGUAUCAAUGACAAAAUGCAUUCAGUUAAA